Messenger RNA from Alnus glutinosa, 585 nucleotides. RefSeq names its product small ubiquitin-related modifier 1-like. Gene Ontology annotation, molecular function: ubiquitin-like protein ligase binding; protein tag activity. Bases 71 to 373 code for a protein of 100 amino acids. Lineage: Eukaryota; Viridiplantae; Streptophyta; Magnoliopsida; Fagales; Betulaceae. The transcript is spliced from 3 exons. Gene Ontology annotation, biological process: protein sumoylation. The record is from RefSeq and is a predicted model, not a curated record. Gene Ontology annotation, cellular component: nucleus.
UCAACAUGCCUAUAAAUACUGACAGAGACUAACAACAAGGAGGAAACUUUUUUUCAGAGAAAGGAAGACGAUGUCAGGUGUGACGAACCGGCCGCAAGAGGAGGACAAGAAGCCCAACGAUCAGUCCGGCCACAUAAACCUCAAAGUCAAGGGCCAGGAUGGGAAUGAAGUCUUUUUCAGGAUCAAAAGAAGCACUCAGCUGAAAAAGCUUAUGAAUGCAUAUUGUGAUCGACAAUCUGUGGAGUUCAACUCAAUUGCUUUCUUGUUUGAUGGCCGUCGCCUCCGAGCAGAGCAGACUCCUGAUGAGCUGGAAAUGGAGGAUGGUGAUGAGAUCGAUGCAAUGUUGCACCAAACUGGUGGAACAACCGCUUAGAUGUGUGCUGCUUGUUCCUGUCAAAGCUAUUAAGCAUGUAGGUUAGCCUGGAUGAUUAGGUUUUUGGAUUUGUAGUAGACUUCUUUAAGCUUAAGUCUUGCCUUGUGCAGUGUAUCUUUCUCUUAGAGCUUUGGCAGUAACUGGUUAUUGGACUCGAGACGGGAUUCAAAACUUGAAUAGUACAUUAGUUUUUCUUAUUGAACUUUGCUCAA